GUGACGGCGGCCUUUGUGUCAAAUUGAAUUCCAACUCAACAAAACAGUUUUUACAUUUGUUUGGAGACUGACACUGUUAGAUGUCCAAAGUCAAGACUAUAACCAGUGUAAUGUUCUGCACCCAUUCAAAGAUGUAAUUUUUCACAUCCGACCCCCAACCAUCCAAGAUAAAACUUUACAGACCCAGUUAGAGGUCACUCACUUCAUGCUUGGCUGAUAAUGUAUCAACCAGGUUCAACGUUCACGGCCGCACUCAGUUAUCUUUUAUGUAGGAUAGCUCUGUCGAUAAAAGCUCAGUCGGGUACAUACUUCUGCACUGAUGAGUCUUUCUGCGGAGAGCCACAACGUUCCUCUUAGCGAUGGCAACCAAAUCCCACUUCUGGGAUUGGGAACCUACGGAGACCCUCGAAAGACGCCCAAAGGCACCACAGUUGAGUGUGUGAAGCUGGCCAUAGAUGUUGGCUACAGGCACUUUGAUGGGGCGCUGGUGUAUUUCAAUGAGCAUGAGGUGGGCCAAGCCAUCAGAGAGAAGAUCGCUGAUGGCACUGUGAGAAGGGAGGACAUAUUUUACUGCGGCAAGCUCUGGAAUACCUUCCAUCCUCCCGAGCUGGUGAGACCUGCUUUGGAAAGAACGCUGCAAACGCUGAAGAUGGACUACGUGGAUCUCUACAUUGUGGAGCUUCCCAUGGCCUUCAAGCCCGGCAAGGAAUUUUAUCCGAGAGACGAGAAUGGGAAAUAUAUCUACCACCACACUGAUCUCUGUGCAACAUGGGAGGCGUUGGAGGCUUGCAAAGACGCCGGGCUGGUGAAGUCUCUGGGAGUCUCCAACUUCAACCGCAGACAGCUGGAGCUGCUGCUGACAAAACCUGGCCUCAAACACAAACCUGUCUCCAACCAGAUUGAAUGCCAUCCAUAUUUCACCCAGCCGAAACUUCUGGAGUACUGCCGUCAGAAUGACAUUGUUGUUGUUGGCUACUGUCCUCUUGGUUCCUCCAGAGAUGCCUCUUGGGUGAAUCUGACCUGUCCUCCCCUGCUGGAGGACGAGCUGCUGGUGUCCAUUGGGAAGAAGCACAACAAGAGCAGCGCUCAGGUGGCGCUGCGCUUCAACGCUCAGAGAGGAGUGGUGGUGAUUCCAAAGAGCUUCAGUCGUGAGCGUAUCCAGCAUAACUUUCAGAUAUUUGAUUUUUCCCUCACGGAGGAAGAGAUGAAGGCCAUUGAAGCGUUGAACAAGAACAUCCGCUUCGUUGAGCUGCUGAUGUGGAGCGAUCAUCCAGAGUAUCCCUUCCAUGAAGAAUACUGAGCCUUUCCAGUCUUCCUUUGCUGUGGGGUUUUUUGUCCAAUGGAAAAAUGCUUACUAAUAAAAUACUAAAUAGAGAGGAA
Molecule: messenger RNA, 1380 nt
Organism: Xiphophorus couchianus (Monterrey platyfish)
Lineage: Eukaryota; Metazoa; Chordata; Actinopteri; Cyprinodontiformes; Poeciliidae
Product: 3-oxo-5-beta-steroid 4-dehydrogenase-like
Exons: 9
Coding region: 320-1300 (326 amino acids)
Biological process (GO): bile acid biosynthetic process
Molecular function (GO): Delta4-3-oxosteroid 5beta-reductase activity
Source: RefSeq, a predicted model, not a curated record